ACGCCCCCUCGGUAGGGUGCAUGCACGGGGCUCUCAGACUGCUUUAAACAGCAGUUCUGACAUGGAAACCCCAUUGCAGUUGCAGAACGAUUUCUAUCCGGAGCAGCAGUACCAGCAGUAUCAGCACUACUGCGGACGGGAGGAAGAGCGCUCCAUCAGGCACUGCACCUGCAACAACUCCUCCACCUGCGAGGAUGGGAGAAGAAGCCAGCCUUUGCACGGGACGCCUCAAACGCCACUGGGAACUUUAAGGACACUGUCCGUAUCCUCAUCAACCAGACAAGGUGGUCGGUAUAGCGAGUUCACGCCCUCUAGUCAUGGUAGUUCAUCUAGACAUCAUCAUCAUCAUCCUCACCGCGACCAGAACCGGCAGAAUACUCGGGCCAGUCCGGCCAGCAGCCACAGAGAGAGUAACUCUUACACCCAAAUAGCCAUGAGCAGCUGCAGGUAUAACGGCGGCGUGAUGCGUCCGCUCAGCAACUUGAGCUCGUCCCGCAGAAACCUGCACGAGUUUGAUUCGGAGUCACAGCCACUGCAGCCCGUCUCUGCGGCGGACGCGUCCGACAAUCUCGCCUCCAAACCGGAGAACAACUCCAGCACCCUCAUGCCUUACGCAGCGGGGGACGGAGGAGGAGGAGGGGGUGGAUGUGGCCACAGUGGCAGUAAAUCGGGCAAAAAGAAGAACCAGAACAUUGGACAAAAGCUCGGGCACAGAAGGGCCUUGUUUGAGAAGAGAAAGCGUCUGAGCGACUAUGCGCUCAUCUUUGGGAUGUUUGGGAUCGUGGUCAUGGUUAUUGAAACUGAACUCUCGUGGGGAGCCUACGGAAAGGAGUCGCUGUAUUCUUUAGCCCUAAAAUGCCUGAUAAGCCUUUCUACAAUCAUUCUUCUGGGUUUGAUUAUCAUAUAUCAUGCCAGGGAGAUUCAGUUGUUCAUGGUGGACAACGGCGCAGACGACUGGAGGAUAGCCAUGACCUACGAGCGCAUCUUCUUCAUCUGCCUGGAGAUCCUGGUGUGCGCCAUACACCCCAUUCCCGGCAACUACACCUUCACGUGGACGGCACGGCUAGCCUUUUCCUACGCGCCAUCCAAGACGGACGCUGAUGUGGAUAUCAUCCUGUCCAUUCCCAUGUUCCUCCGUCUGUACCUCAUCGCUCGGGUCAUGUUGCUUCAUAGCAAACUCUUUACAGAUGCUUCUUCUCGCAGUAUCGGUGCUCUCAACAAGAUAAACUUUAACACACGUUUUGUCAUGAAGACCCUCAUGACUAUUUGUCCCGGCACAGUGCUGCUGGUGUUCACCAUUUCCCUGUGGAUCAUCGCCGCCUGGACUGUGAGGGCAUGCGAAAGAUACCAUGACAACAUAGAUGUAACCAGCAACUUUCUUGGAGCCAUGUGGUUGAUCUCAAUAACUUUUCUAACCAUUGGAUAUGGGGAUAUGGUCCCCAACACGUACUGUGGGAAAGGAGUCUGUCUCCUUACUGGCAUUAUGGGUGCCGGAUGCACUGCUUUGGUGGUCGCUGUGGUCGCAAAAAAACUGGAAUUAACCAAAGCUGAAAAACAUGUACAUAACUUUAUGAUGGACACCCAGCUGACAAAAAGGGUGAAAAACACAGCUGCUAAUGUACUCAGGGAGACGUGGCUCAUUUAUAAAAACACCAAGCUGGUGAGGAAGAUGGACCACGCCAAAGUCAGGAAACAUCAGCGCAAGUUCCUUCAAGCCAUUCACCAAGCUCGGAAGUACCACUGUUGGGCUCUGAAUGGUCUUGUGUUCAGAUUAAGAAGUGUAAAAAUGGAGCAACGCAAGCUGAAUGACCAAGCAAACUCUCUAGUGGACCUUGCAAAGACUCAAAACGUCAUGUACGAUCUGGUCUCAGACCUGAACGAGAGAGGUGAGGACAUGGAAAAGAGGAUCGCGCUGCUGGAGACCAAACUGGAGACGUUGCUCAGCAACUUGCAGGCACUUCCAGGCCUCAUCAGUCAGGUGAUCAGCCAGCAGCACCGGGACUUCCUGGAGGUGCAGCUGCAGCCGUAUGACAAACACAGCCACGAGCGCUCGCAGUCUGUCUCCCGACGCCGAUCGUCCUCCACCACGCCGCCCACUUCUUCUGAGAGCAGCUAGACCUGCCGGUACCUCCGGAGAAGACUUUCGCCAUCAUAUGGCCAAGUUGCAUUUUACUGUAAAGCCUUAUGGUUUCAAUAAAGUAUUAUCCAAAUUCUGAUGACACAAUCAGAGGUUUCCGGGGGAUAAUGCGUUUGAAAUGGAAACGUCCACAUAUCUUGUUGAUUUGCUCUUUUUAUUUUAUUUUUUUUACUUCUAAAUGAUACUGUUUCUCUGUUGACAGGAUCACAGAGAGACUUUUCUCAGUAAAUAAUGAUUGCAAGACGGGGCUAUCAGGUGAGCAAGACCUUAGAGUCGCCUCUCGGGUGACUUCAUUCAGGAAAGCAAUGUGGUGACCUCAAAUGGCACGAAAUAGCAAAGUGCCAGACUAGUGCUUCCUUACGAAUUGUCUGUCUUUGCGUAUGUGAAUACAAUUUGACCUGUUCCUUAAAUCAACAGGCAAUAUUAACUCUUUAUUGAGGAAAUAAUAGCAUGUCUGAACCCAAUACAGGGGCAGGUGAGGAAUGACUCCCGUCCUUGUCCGAAACAGUGAUAAUAUAGAUUUACACACUCAAAGGAAACAUAUAUCUUUUAGGUUAGAAACGGCAUCAGCUGUAGUGUUCCUCUGUUGUAGCCCUCUAAAAGUGACUACUCCUUUCAAAAAUGAAUGCAUCUGAAUCUAUAACUUGCACUUUGUCAAUGCACUUCAAUGCUUCUUGACUAUAAUAUGAAUUUGUGUUGCUCAUUAAAAUAAAAAGACACCUUUAGUCAAAAUAUAAUGGCCAGAAUGUACAACAAUAAUGAUUGUGUAAGCUAAGGCAAGGGCAGCAAGUUUAAUUCCCUUGUGAUACUAAAAACGAGACCUCAACUGAAAUUACUGUGCUUAAAAUGUAGAUGUUAGAUUGCUGCAGUCAUUGCACCAUAAGUUGUAAACUCUCCAUUAGUUCCAAUCGCAAUUGACAUAUCUCUAUGAAAUAAGCUGAGAGGGAACUCUCUCGGUUCACUGUGUGCUCUACACUUAAACAGUCUUCAAAUCUAGAUGAAAAGAGAUUUAUAGAUGUGUCACAUCUGAUUAAGAGCAGCAAAUAUCUUGUAUAUGUUUGGAAAUUACUAUUUUUGUAUAUUAAUGAGGACAAGCACACCUCCAAAAGCGUGUCUUUCUCAAAGGAUGUACUGCAAAGAAUUGUGUUUGAAUGUGUAAGUGGGGCAUAGUACCAAAGCUUUAAAAAUGGGCAAAAGUUGGGAAAUGGACAGUACCUGUGACCAUACUUGGAGACUCUGGAAGUUCCUCUGUAAUGGCAGCAUCUUUCUCAGUAAACUGGACAGCACCAUUGUGGAUCUCUGGCAUAUCUUGAACAACCUGUGAAUUUAGAUUCUGUAUUUUAUAGUGUUAAAGGUAAAAAACAAACAAUCAAAUAACAGCACAAAACAAAGAAGUGUCAUGCUUAUUCUUCAGUCAAUCUGACCAGUUCCCCACCAUUCAGAACAUGAAAGUCUGAUAUAGAGAAUUGAUUACUGCAAGACAAUUUAUGUAAGAGGGAAUUGUAUCCUAUGAUUGGUACACGGUACUCUACUAUCAGUUAUUGAUAGCACGUUAUUGAUAGAUUUUCACACUUUGGUCUCUAAAGAUAUAUGAUGGGUUGGUAUUGUAUUAAUUGGUGCAUCACAUAACCUGACCCAGCAAAAAUACAUCCCAGACUAUAGUGUCAUAAAGGGGGUACAGGAACUUUCGAAAAGAUGGUGGGUUCAGCAAUUUCACCAACAUUGAGUCAAUGAGUGAUUAUACUGUAUGCAAAAUGAAUAUAAACAAUAAAAUGAAACUAUUU
Molecule: messenger RNA, 3921 nt
Organism: Myxocyprinus asiaticus (Chinese sucker)
Lineage: Eukaryota; Metazoa; Chordata; Actinopteri; Cypriniformes; Catostomidae
Gene: kcnn2
Product: potassium calcium-activated channel subfamily N member 2
Exons: 9
Coding region: 62-2116 (684 amino acids)
Biological process (GO): potassium ion transmembrane transport
Cellular component (GO): neuron projection; neuronal cell body; plasma membrane
Molecular function (GO): small conductance calcium-activated potassium channel activity; calmodulin binding
Source: RefSeq, a predicted model, not a curated record